AAUUUUAAAUAACCUUUUUAUGUUGUUGUCAAAACAUUAUCUAUUAUCCAGAUAUACUCUUGAAUAAGUGGAGACCAUAGACAAGUAAGAGUUUAAAGUUAGUUAUGAAUUGACAUUGGAUUUAGAAACAUUUUGCAUUUUGGAAAGAAAGAGGCAAAAAGGUAGCUAUAAUGGCUGAUGGAAAAUCAAAACUAACGAAAGCCCAAGUGCAAGAAUUUAAAGAAGCAUUUAAGAACUUCGAUAAAAAUGGGGAUGGGAAAAUAUCUUGUAAAGAACUAAGGACGUUUCUGAAAUCUGUAGGACAAGAUUCAUCUGAUGCUGAAGUACAAAGAAUAAUGAUCAGGGUAGAUCACGAUAAUAGUGGUUCCAUAGAAUUUCAAGAGUUCUUGACAAUGAUGUCGACGGAAGAAACAGAAAAAUCCCCAGCAACAACCGAUCAAUUCCGUGACGCAUUUCGAGAAUUUGACAAGGAUGGCAAUGGAGUUAUAACUAUGAAAGAAUUUAAGAAAGCUAUGGCUAAAGUAGGAAAUAAACUAUCGGAUAAACAAAUCAAACAAAUGAUCAAAGAAGUUGAUCUUGAUGGUGAUGGUGAAAUCAAUUAUAAAGAAUUCGUCCAAAUGAUGUCAAAGUAAACUGCGACCAAGUUGCUGUUGAGAGAUUAGCUCAUAAGUAAUGACAUUUACCAUAUGCCCUACGAGGUGUGUUGUAUUCAGCAUUUGUAAACCAUAAUUAGUGUUUUAUUUUGCUUUGCAUAAGACUACGUAAAUGGAAUUUAAAUGCAAGAAGUGGUUCAUUUACAUGCCACUAUAGUAUAGUUUAAAUAUGUACUUAUCUAAAAUAUGCGCAUUCAAGGAUACAGAUUAGUAAAAGUACAUGUAGGUCAUUAAUGUAAUCUCAAAAGCAUAUGUUUUAUAUAAAAUGCAUAUGGAGAAAAAAAUAAGACAAUUGUAAACAAUUUGUAGUCUUAGACCUUGUACACAUAUAUUUUACUUUUUUAUUUUACACAUGUUGUUCUAAACAGGUUGUACUUUGAGGCAUUAGCAUCAGUAUCAUAAAGCGUAUACAUGUAUAUGUUACAUUGCCUACUACUGUUAAAUACAAAUAUAAAAACCAAUGUGUAUUUCCAAAUAAAUACCAAAAAUGCA
Mytilus californianus (California mussel) is the source of this 1145-nucleotide messenger RNA. RefSeq names its product calmodulin-A-like. Bases 171 to 632 code for a protein of 153 amino acids. The transcript has 5 exons. Gene Ontology annotation, molecular function: calcium ion binding. Lineage: Eukaryota; Metazoa; Mollusca; Bivalvia; Mytilida; Mytilidae. The record is from RefSeq and is a predicted model, not a curated record.